AUGUCACCAAUUAGAGAGCAUCAAACUUCACCUUCUUCACAGCACCAGCCAAUUGCUCAUUCUUCACGCGAAGAUCAUUCGUCAACAAAGAGUGAUAAGUCAAAUUCAUUGCUAACGACCGUAAUAUACGUGGAAACUUUACAGGAAUAUAUUGAUUCGAAAAGAAAGGCCCACAUAAAAGCCGGUUCUCUUGAUCAAUAUUUACAGCAUAUUCAAGCCUUUGGACGAAUUAAGAAAUUACGAAGACGAGAUUUCCUGAAAGACCGGAAAUGUCUUAAUCGUCUCCCUCAGCAACCUACUUUAAUAAAUUCUGCAAUUUCACAACGAUCAAAUCCCUUUUCGAAUUCUUUGGAAUCUAUUUUUAAUUCAUCACCUAAUGCUGAAGAUGAUACUAUGAACGAUAACCUUCUCGAUGAAGUUUUGUCUAUUGAUGAAAAGAUUUCAAAGAAGGUGAUACAUGUGGUCUGCUUUGAUGUUUCGACCAUUCCUUUCGUUGUACUGGAUCAACGCGCUAAAGUUUUUCUGGACAUCCUAAACUCUCCUGAUCCGACGCAGAAUCUUCGUCAAUUGUAUUCUAAUGUGUCUUCUGCGAAUUUCCUAAUCGUGGGGUGA
This is a messenger RNA of Funneliformis mosseae, 612 nucleotides long. Lineage: Eukaryota; Fungi; Glomeromycota; Glomeromycetes; Glomerales; Glomeraceae. The record is from the annotation of a GenBank genome assembly.